AUGGAUUUCAUUGCCGGCGCCAUUGGAGGUGGUCUCAGCACAGCAGUGGGUUAUCCUCUGGACACAGUGAAGGUGAGGAUUCAAACUGAGAGGCAUUACAAUGGGAUUUGGCACUGCAUUCAGGAAACAUACAGGACAGAAAAAGUUUGGGGAUUUUACAAAGGUGUGACUGCCUCAGUCCUCACAGUAUCUCUGAUUUCUUCUGUUUCAUUUGGCACAUACAAAAACUUCCUUUGCACCAUCUGCAAGCUGCGAUACGGGGCUGCAGAAGUGAAGCCAUCCAAGCUGGAUGUUGCUCUUGCUGGAGGUGCUGCUGGUGCUGUCCGGGUUGUGUUGACAAACCCUAGUGAAGUGGCUAAGGUUCGCAUGCAGACUCAGAGGAACCCACAUCCUUCCGCUGCAUCUCCCCAGCCUGUUUCCAAGCCAAAGUACCGAGGAUCUCUGCACUGCCUGAAGGUGGUUGCCAAAGAGGAAGGUUUUGGGGGUCUAUACAAGGGCUGCUCUGCAUUACUCUGCAGGGAUUGUUCCUCUUCUGCAAUAUAUUUCCUUACCUAUUCUGCUCUGUGUGACUGGCUCACACCAGCUGGGAAAAAUAAACCAGGUUUCCUUGUUGUGCUGCUUUCUGGUGGUUUUGCAGGAGUCCUGGCCUGGGGAUUAGCUACUCCCAUGGAUGUCCUCAAAUCACGGAUACAAACAGAUGAAUCGGAGCAGCACAAGUACAGAGGCCUCAUCCACUGUGCUAGGGAAAGUGUGAGAAAGGAGGGUGCAAAAGUGCUUUUCAAAGGUUUGGGUUUAAACUGCAUUCGUGCCUUUCCUGUGAACAUGCUGGUGUUUGUAACGUAUGAGGCUGUGCUGAGAUUUGCAGAUCAUUAUACAAACAAAAAAUAG
Chaetura pelagica (chimney swift) is the source of this 888-nucleotide messenger RNA. It is a transcript of the gene SLC25A47, whose product is annotated as solute carrier family 25, member 47. Gene Ontology annotation, molecular function: transmembrane transporter activity. Gene Ontology annotation, biological process: transmembrane transport. The transcript is spliced from 6 exons. The record is from RefSeq and is a predicted model, not a curated record. Lineage: Eukaryota; Metazoa; Chordata; Aves; Apodiformes; Apodidae. Bases 1 to 888 code for a protein of 295 amino acids. Gene Ontology annotation, cellular component: mitochondrion.